Messenger RNA from Drosophila eugracilis, 4946 nucleotides. Its product is annotated as nephrin. The coding region runs from base 561 to 4022 and encodes 1153 amino acids. The transcript has 21 exons. Gene Ontology annotation, molecular function: protein binding. Lineage: Eukaryota; Metazoa; Arthropoda; Insecta; Diptera; Drosophilidae. The record is from RefSeq and is a predicted model, not a curated record.
GUACGGUCGGAACUAACGGGACUUUAACGGUGUAUCGCGAAACGGUGCGAUUUGAAUUGUUUUCCGGCCAUCUCCAGCCCAUGAGAGCUGAGCUGAGCAAAAACCGUGCAUCCAAAAUCAUCAACCAGAAUCCAAGAAAAGAAAAACGGGAAAUUUGUGUGAAAAGUCAAAGAGUGUGGAAAUGAAUCCAAAGCCAUAAAGUACGAUGUGCCCAUCUUAGAACCUAGAGAAUUCCAAACUUGAAAAUAAGUGGAGAAAAGUGCGUUUAAAGUCUCGCGGCGAAAAGGAAAACUCACACAAACACACUCCUCAGCCAACAAGCCGAAACUUGUUCGCAAUCAUUUGCGAAAUAAUUUAAAUCGAAUUCAAGCAUAAAUAAUUCGCGAGAAAGAACCACCAACGAGAAAUGCUCGCAGUGCAAAGUGUGAAAGGUUUCUGAGCCGGAAAGUAGGCAACAAAGUACAACCAGGAUAAACGGCAACCACAGCCCCUGCCCCACUGCAGUCUCCCUUGUCCGCUGACCUCAUCUCACCUGCAGGAUCGAGGGCUGGGUCAUCAUCAUGAGCAGGUCCUGCAGCCGCUCGCUCUCCCUGCCGCUCUGCCUGCUCGUCCUGUCCGCUCUCAAUGGCCAAGCGGCGGGGGCAACACGCGUCCGCGUCAGCUCCUCGACGACGAUGACAAGGAACAUCGAGGAGGAGAACGCCCUUAUGUUACUUUUAGCUGGACCCCCUGUCCUAUCCGAGUCCAUAAUGGGAACGGUUGGCCGCCUGCCCUGCAACGUCACACCGCCCAUAUACGAGGAUCGAGUGGCGCUGGUCAUCUGGUACAAAGUUGGCCUGAAGACGCCCAUUUACAGUGUGGACACACGCGACUCAAACUUUGCCCAGGGAACGCACUGGUCGGACGAGACUUAUCGGGAGCGACUCUCGUUCCACGUGGAAGGACGUGCUGGCACGCUGACCAUCAAGUCAACCACGGAGGACGACACGGGCGAGUAUCGCUGUCGCGUCGACUUCCAGAAGAGUCCGACUCGCAACUCCAAAGUGAAUUUAACUGUCAUAAUUCCGCCCGAAACAGUGAUUAUAUUGGACAGCAAGGGGGCAGCUAUCAAGGAUCACACGCUGGGCCCCUACAACGAAGGUUCCGGCAUCAACAUCACGUGCGUGGCCGUCGGCGGUCGCCCCCAACCGAGAGUCACCUGGCUGCACGGCAACACCGUCUACAAGGACGCCAGUGUCGGCCAGGCCUUGUCCGAGCGGCGGGUGGGUAAUGUUCUAUCCCUGCAGCGACUGGAGCGACGGAAUCUUCACAUGCAGCUAACGUGCCGGGCGGAGAACAAUAAUUUGACAACGCCAAUUAUCAGCAGCGUCGUUCUCGACAUGAACCUCCGCCCUUUGAUUGUGAAGCUGCAGGGAGAGAAUCGACCAUUGUCGGCAGGGAAUUCUUAUCAGCUCAGCUGCGUUGUCAUCGGAGCACGUCCAGCGCCGACGAUUACCUGGUGGAAGGGCAGUACCCCCAUGAAGAAUACUCAUGAGAUUGCGAAUCCGGAUGGAAAUAUGACCACCUCGGUGCUGACAUUCACGCCCACCAUCGAUGACCGCGGCAAGUUCCUGUCGUGCCGGGCCGAGCAGAGCAUGAUACCCGAGUCCGGAAUGGAGGAUGGCUGGAAAUUGGACAUCUAUCACAUACCCGUUGUGAGUCUGGAGCUGGGAACCAAUUCGCUUAACUCCACGCUACGCGAGGGCAUCGAUGUGUUCUUCGAGUGCAACAUCAAAUCGAAUCCCUGGAUAUACAAAGUUAGCUGGCGGCACAAUGGUGAGAUUCUGUCCAACAAUCCCGCCGAAGGCAUCGCCGUCUCCAACCAGAGCCUGGUGCUCCAAAAUGCCAGCCGGGCGAGAAGUGGCAUCUACACCUGUGUGGGCAGCAAUCGAGAGGGCGACGGCGAGAGCAAUCCCGUUCAGCUGGACAUACGAUUUGCACCUGUUUGCCGACCUCGCCAAAGGGUCUCGUACAGCUCGGGCAGGCAUGAAACCGUCAAGGUGGCCUGUGAAAUUGAUGCCAAUCCCGCUGAGGCCACCUACGUUUGGAAAUUCAAUGCAACCCAGGGCGAAACGGUUGACAUACCAGCUUCACAAGUGGCCGUGGAUCGGGGCCGCAGUAUUGCCCAUUACACGCCCAUGACGGAGAAUGACUACGGAACGCUGCUCUGUUGGGCCACCAACGAAAUUGGCGAUCAAAGUGAACCCUGCGUAUACACAAUAGUCCCAGCAGGCGAACCGGAUCCGUUGCUAAACUGCACGGUGCUCAACCAGACAUCGACGGGAUUCCAAAUCGAAUGCAUCGAAGGAUUCGAUGGAGGGCUGCAGCAGGACUUUAUAAUGGAGGUCUACAUGAAUGGAACGACACGACAUCCCAAAAUUUCCAAAUCAAAGCGACCGUACUUUGAGGUGAGCGGUCUGGUGCCGGGCAUGGGCUACAAUGUCUUCCUCAUCGCCCAUAACAGCAAAGGCCGUAGCAACGCCACCAUUUUGCAGGUCUACACGCUGAAGGAUCCGGAGAAGCAGACGGUUAAAAUAACACUCACUAAGUCCUUUCAAGGACUUAGGCCUGCCUAUCCUAAAUCAAAAGCGACAGCGACCACGACCAGCGACUGCGUUUGCGAUGAGGACGAGUUCCUUAAUCUGGGCAAGGGAUUGGGCCACGACGAGGGCAUAGACGUUGACCAGCAAGAAGACCUCUCGUUGGCCUAUGCGCCCGUCAUCGAGGACAUCCGGCCAUUCCUCGGCAUUCUGGCCGGCAUCGUGGGCAGCGUUUUCCUGGUGGCCCUCAUCAUUGUGAUUGUGGUGCGUGUACGCGGCUCUUCGGGGCGCGAUCGCAAUAAUUACUCGCAUCCGGGCAGCGGCGUCGGCGUGGGCGGCACCACCGGCAAUGGCAGUGGACUGGGCGGUGGAGGCGGCGGAGUGGGCGGCACCACCGCCAACGGGAACGGGAGUCUGGGCCUGCUGGCCAGCAACAACAAUGGCAGUCUCGUCAUCGGUACACUGGGCCACAAUGGUGGGCAAUCAGUGCAGGAUAUGCACCGCAUUGGCCGGGAGACGUGCCAUGUGACGAGCAGCCUGGACAGCAUCGACAAAAAUCCAGACAUCAUACCGCAAGACGGACACGACCUGGACGAUGAGUGGACGACAAAGGGUCAUGGUCGCGCUUACGCCACGGCGGCGUUGGCCGAGCAGAAUGCCGUGAUUACCUCCGGCACCUAUGAUCACCUGAUGCCCACGUACGCCGUCGUCGACAAGAAGACAGCCCCGCCCCCCGGCCAUGGCCAAUACAUUCAGUAUAAUACGCUCAUUCCUGUUAGCAAAAUGGGCGCUUAUGCCAAUCAACAGCAGCAGCUCCAGCAGCAGCCGCAACAGAAGACUGAACUCAGCUACAGCGAACUGACCGCUCCACUGGUAGGCGGUCCGGUUGGCGUUCAGCGGAUGGCCCCCUAUUGCAGCGCAACCUUGGGACGGCCGGGCAGGCAGACGGAACUUAAGCGGGCGGAGCCGAACAUCUACUCGCAGAUCGAUCUGGCACAUCAUCCCAUGCCCAUGUACUCGACGAGCCCGAUGUUUGGCACGAACAGCACCAUCACCGGAGUCACCAUGUCGCAUCCAUCACAAUUGGCCACCUUCUCGCCGACGCCGCCGCCGCCCAUCUUCACCCACAGCAUGGUGACCACCGGCGAUGGCCUCCUACAGCCGGUGACGUGCAUGGGCCUGGUAGCAACAUCUUCGGCAGGGGCAUCGGUUCCUGGUUCGGUUCAACUUCCCCCGCAGCAGCAGCAGCAGCAACACCAGCAGCUGACAGCGGCCAAUGGCGGAAACGGAAGCAUCGUCGGCAUGGGCAUGAGCCUUUAUGGCAGCGAUGUGGGAAAGCCACAGCUGCUGAAGACUGUGCCAGAAGAGGUGCACCAUCAGCUCAACGGCGAGGAUGUAUUGAUCGCCCAGGAUCGCAAUCUCGGAUCGGGAACUCGCUUCUGACGCUAAGCUCUGGGCCACGAUGAGCAACUAAUCUGAAGUCGAAGAAGCCAGAGAAGCCAGAGACAGGAAAUGCAAAUCAAAAGAGAUAACUACAGAAAAUCGGGGAAUAAUUGGUAAACAAAUUGACUAUAAGUUGUAUGUGAUGAGCCAGAAAGAAAGUAAGCGAGAAUGGAGUUGAUUUUAAAGCAGAGGAGGCACUCUUUUAAGACAGCAAAAGCAAAAGACAUUAUACGAGGAUACCCAGUGUAUGGCAUACCCUGUAAAAAGAUAACAAUAAACUGUGCAUGUAAAUUGUUCGAAGCAAAGUGAAGCUCAGCAUAGGAAUCCAUUAGGCCUAAGGAGACAUGUAAAUUACGGAAUACAAUUACACACUUAUAGCUAUAAUUAUGACUAACAUUAAAUCGAAGGAAAAUGAAGAACACUGAAUUGUUAAUAUAUUUUUAAACAACAGCUUUAAGCGCCAAAAGAAAGAGAAUUAUAUAAACUUUUAGCUAAGUAAACGAAUUCAUACUUGUUGUUGACCUUAGUUCGAGUAACCUAGCUCCCCCAUUACCAUUUAGCUUGUAACUUAGGCGUAACUAAGGCAUUUACAACAUCUAAAUCAAAUUCAUCUAGCUGUAAGCUCUGACUUAGCAUAGUUCAAAUUGUAAUAAAAACGAUCGUAAAGAAUUUAAAAUGAAACACUAACCCUAAGCUAACUACAUAAUGAACGAUUAAUAAACGACUCAAAUUAGCAAAUCCAGUUUGCAUUUUAUACGUAACGAACUACCAGAAGGAAAACUCGAACGGCCGGAAAAUGCCUGGGAAAGCGAGUUCUAGUUUAAGGAGAAAUGCAUUAAAAUAAUAAUAAAAAAAAAACUAAAAGGCUAAGCAACUGCAUGUAAAAUAUUUAACUGAGUACUAGGCUAAAGUUAAUAAAUUAAA